AUCGGAAUAUUUCAUGAAAUUUUGCAUCCUCGGGCCGAUCAAUGCGGAGAGCCUGAGAGAGAAGAGAGAUGAGAGACCAAAAUUGUGGGAGAAAAACAGAAGAGAGGCCAGUCUGCUAGCUCUUUUCGUCGCGCUUUGAAGUGCUCGUCUCUUCGGCAAAAGAGUGUGCGUUCCGUGGAGUCACGAAAGAGAGUGGGAUCACGUCUCUCUGGGAGUGGGGAGACCACAAGUCCGAAUCUCUCGGGGUUUUUCAGAAGCCGAGAAGGAAAAAUAUGCAUCCCGUCUUUGGGGUGGUUCAGUGUGAAAAUACCCGUCCGUGGAAUUGGUACGUGAUUGUACCAUCGUACGCGUGUGCUCCUCAAAUGUCGUCUUAUAAACUGUUAUGUAAAAUACGAACAUAAAUAAAUGAUUCAGUGUCAAUGACCCGAUCGUGAUGAGAAGAUUGAGAGAAAAUAAGUGAUAAAUUUGGGCCUUUUUCUUCCAUCCCAAAAAAUAAAAACCCACAAUUAACUUUCGAAGGAACAGACGAGAGACUGAGUGUGAUCCAGGAGACCCGGAGGAAUUGGUGCGGACAUCAACGCCAUCCUUUUGUGAGGUUAUCUUGUGGGCCCCACAAGAGCCGCGCGGAGGACAAAACCCAGCGCCGUCCGGAGGAGGCUGAAGAAGCGCCAAGUGAACUGCUGUGGCAGCCACGGGAGACGUUCUUCACACACUUAUAAUCAGCGAAGGUCGGACGUUUUAGUGGCGAGGACGAAGCGCCUGGGAGGCGUAUAAUUUAUGUGAAAAAUGAUGUGUAAAUUGUGUGUGUUUCUGGUAAAUGCGAAGAAGUGAAUGGAUGAGGCAGUGGAGGACCCUAGAUUGGAUUCUAGUGGUCCUCCUUGUGAUUCACGCAGCGAGAAUCUCUCUGGGUGCCGCAAUAGCCACCAACCUGGAUACAUCUCCAGGUACCGAUGAGCUCAUUGCUCGGCGCACCCUUGACUACACAAUCUUCACCGUGCGCGACCGAAUGCCCAAGAUCUGGCGUCUCUUGCUUCAGAAUACGUCUGUGCAGGAGUCACCAUCUGUUAUGCAGAAUCUCCUCCGGGAGCGCCAUCAGACGCGUGAAGUGUUUGUGUUUGGGGACUCAGGGGCUGGCAGUGGGACCAUUCUGUCGCGUACGUAUCGAAGUGUGGCUGAACGGCGUCGGAGACGACGUCCCGGUGAUCCUCAGGCCUUGUCUGUGCUGGAACGCAAUCAGAGAUCGGCCAAUUUGUCGUACGCGAUGGGAUCAGCCAGAAAAAUUCAGCUGUACAUCAGGAAUCGGUGUCUGCAGCUCUUGCCAGAUGGAACAGUCAACGGGACACACAAUAUCUACAGCGACUACACAAUUCUCCAGAGAACGACUGUAGAUGUGGGGAAGGUUAAAAUCCAAGGCGUCGCAACAUGCCUCUAUCUCUGCAUGGAUAUGUGCGGUGGAAUUUAUGCUUCGAGAAAGUUCAGCGAUGAUUGUGUCUUCAAUGAAUCAAUAGAGGAACAUCACUAUAAUGUCUAUUCCAGUUCAUACAACUCCAAUUCCAGCCGCGUGCUCUAUUUAGCCAUCAAUCGCCAUGGGCAGCCAAGGAGGCUGCAUAUCUCACCGACGAGAUCUCUGGGGAAUUUGGCACAACAUACCAAUUCCCUGACGCACCUCGUGGAUCCCAAGAGGGUGGAUGAUCUUGUAUCGAGGGUAUUUGGACCGAAUUACAUUAAGCACGGUCUGAAGCAAUUGUGUGAUUCGGAGAAGGCCCCUGAGGGUCCUACGGUGUCGCAGCCCAAGUGCAAUAUGGAGAAGAAGAAGCCCAAUAAGGGUGGAAAGGGGGGUGGUGGCAGAAAGAAAAAGGGCAAGGGUAAGAAGUCCAAUCAGGGUGCCAAAGGGCGUUUCAAGCAGAAAAAUAAGAAACAAGGACGUAACAAGGAUGUUGAACAUCCUACAACAACAGAAUCCGAUGACACAGAUGAGAGAACUUUCGCCUUCGAUGACGAAUGAAAUCCUCUUUUGCUCCAAGACGACAACAAAAUAGGAGAGAGAGAGAUUUAAAAAGUAAAAAAAAAAAACAGAAAUCUAUCAAUAUGUGAUGCAUGUGGCCUUCCGAAUAAUGUCCCCCAGACAGUCUCCCCUCGGGAUUUUAUACGACAUUCGAGGGGAGAAAAAUGAGUCAGUGUAUUUAUAAAAAAAGAGUUACAACGAUUAAUGUAAAAAAUGCAAUGUCCUACAUUUGCAAAAUGCCAAUUCAAUCUAAUUGUCUCUUAGAUAUUCCUUUCUUUUAGAUUUAUUUUAGUCUUUUUUAGAAGUCCGUCCACGAGACAUAAAUAGAAGUCAUUUCCAUUAUCAUGACCUCACGCAAUUUCUUUUGCAUUUUAUCACUGGGGGGUGUGUCAAUUGAAAUGGCCGAGUACAUUGUAAUAUUUUUGUUGCUGCUAAGAUUAGUAUUCCUUUUAUUGCUCGCAGUGCCAGUUUUUUUACAUCUUCUUUUGCUCUUGUUUAUAAGUAAAAGAACAUUUUAUUGAAAUGCCGCUGGUGAUAUAAUCACAUUAUUCCCAUAAAAGGAAUAAUAUUUAGUCGAAAAGAAUAAAUUUCAGUACGAAACAGAUUGAAAUCAAGUCGUCAUGAGAUUUUGGCUAAGUCCGGGAAUUUCAAGUGAAUAAUUCUUUCUAAUUUACUGAUUUUUUUUAUACUGAUUUGAAACUAUAAUUGUUUUUAUCGGGUAUAUCCUACACUGUGAAAAAAAAGAGGGUGCGAUUAACUUUUGUUCCUCAUAACUUUAACACUUUUUAUGUGUAAAAAUAUAUCAACAUUUUUUAAUGUUAAUUCUACACCUUUUUAAGUGUAAAAUUAACAUGAAAAAAGGUGACUUUAACCCCUAAUAAGCCUAAAAAGGGUAAUAUUUACACCGAUUUCGGAUCAAAAAUGCUGGGUAAAAUUAACACUUCCGGAAUGUUAUUUUAACUUUUUCGUAUUUCUCUCAGUGUGCUAUGAUUAGUAUUCUUUUUAUUGCUUACAGUGCCAGUUUUUUUUGCAUCUUCUUUUGCUCUUGUUUAUAAGUAAAACAACAUUUUAUUGAAAUGCCGCUGGUGAUAUAAUCACAUUAUUCGCGUAAAAAGAAUAAUAUUUAGUCGAAAAGAAUAAAUUUCAGUAUACACCAUAUUAAAAUCAAGUCAAUGGAGAUUUUGGCUCAAUCCGAGAAUUUCAAGUGAAUAAUUCUUUCUAAUUUACUAAUUUUUUAUUCUGACUUGAAACAAUAAUUGUCUUUAUCGCGUAUAUCCUAUAUAACUAAUAUAGGUGCCUAAUAGGAAAGUGACCUUUGACUAAAGGCAUUGACUAACGUGGGCUUUAGAUUUACAGAAAUUACAAACUCUACGUACACGUUUCACUGAAAUAACUUACUGAGAUCAUACAAUUGACUAAUCUAUUAUAGUAAUUUCAAUCACCACCAGAGGCGCUGAUCCUAGUAAGGAGACCUUUCAUUUCAAUUUGUCAGCUGUCUCUGUCAAAUCAAUAAUCUACCUGGCGAUUUUACUUGGAGGUUUUUUGAAUUGUAACGGUAUAUUCCCGAAUAUUCAGCAAAAAUCGGUAGAUUUUCGGCAAAAUUUCUGCUAGAAAAUCUGUAGAUUUUCGGCAGAAUUUCUGCUAGAAAAUCAGUAGAUUUUCGACAAAAUUUCUACCUAGAAAAUCUGCAUAGUGUUCAUUAUACUUCACAAAAAUAUUGUUGAUUUAUGAAGAAACUGUAGAAGUUAUAAAGAAAAUGGUGUGUUUUGCUUAACAAACAUUACCAAAUAAA
Molecule: messenger RNA, 3797 nt
Organism: Phlebotomus papatasi
Lineage: Eukaryota; Metazoa; Arthropoda; Insecta; Diptera; Psychodidae
Gene: bnl
Product: protein let-756
Exons: 4
Coding region: 818-2005 (395 amino acids)
Biological process (GO): fibroblast growth factor receptor signaling pathway; animal organ morphogenesis; regulation of cell migration
Cellular component (GO): cytoplasm
Molecular function (GO): growth factor activity; fibroblast growth factor receptor binding
Source: RefSeq, a predicted model, not a curated record